Molecule: messenger RNA, 3191 nt
Organism: Doryrhamphus excisus (bluestripe pipefish)
Lineage: Eukaryota; Metazoa; Chordata; Actinopteri; Syngnathiformes; Syngnathidae
Source: RefSeq, a predicted model, not a curated record
AUUUUUUAGCCUCGUACUCCAGCUCCUCGGCGGAUCGGUAGGGAAGCGCAGACGAGGAGGAAUAAGACAAAGUAUUUGGGAAAUACUCCAAAGCGACCGAGCGGAGAGGAACGCGCGCGGCCGCUCCCGUGUAACGUGACAUGCACGCGCACGAGACCAGCCGCUGUUGUGCAAUCUUCUCUCGGGUAAAGAAGACGUGUGGCGGGCCGCCAUUUUUCUCCUUCGGCGCCUCCAAAGUCCGCUCCGACUCGAGAAGCGGGAUUCAAGGAGGCCUUUCCGCGACGCGUGCCUUACCUUAAGACCCCGAGAAGAUUCUGCUAAAUAAUUUUCCACCGGCGACGUUGAGCAGACAUGAGGAAUUAACAGACUAAGCGAGGACACCGCUCCCUCCGCUUCGUCGCCUUCUCAGAACAGACACUAACCAGAGGAGAUAACUUACUAGACGAAAAUCUUAUCGUAAGGAGGAAGCAAAAGGGGAAGCUUCAUUGAACAUUUGUUGCGUUGACGGCCGUCCAUGUUUAUUUGUGUUAAGUUUUUUGUUUGUGUGUCUUCCUCGACCCUGCUGACCACAGGAAGCACAAUAUGGUCCAAAGUUGGAUCCGAGCCUGCUGUUUGUGAGCACGUCAGGUAGUUUGGUUGAGGGGAGCUCCACAACCUGCAAGGUGGGGCGGCCCACGGCGAAUGAGCUGCCCUGCAACCUCCACUUUGCAGUGACGUCAACACUCCCAGUCGAGAGACCAGGUUGUAGUUUUCCUCACCUGUUGGCUGACCUUUUUAAUUUAUUUUUAAACAGAGAUGUCCACUGCUCGCUUUGACUCAUCUGAUCGCUCGGCCUGGUAUUUCGGACCCGUGUCACGCCAAGAGGCACAGAAUAGGUUACAGGGACAGAGACAUGGCAUGUUUCUGGUUCGGGAUUCGUCCACCUGCCCCGGCGACUAUGUGCUGUCUGUGUCUGAGAACUCCAAAGUCUCUCACUAUAUCAUCAACUCUUUGCCCAGUAAGAGGUUUAAGAUUGGGGACCAGGAGUUUGAGCACCUCCCUGCCCUUUUGGAGUUCUACAAAAUCCACUACCUGGACACGACCACGCUGAUAGAACCAGCUCCCAGGUACCCAAGCACAGUCUGUGGUCCCAUCCAGCCCAUGGUUGGCCAAGAGGAGAACCUGGAGUAUGUUCGGACUCUGUAUGACUUCACUGGCAGCGACGCAGAGGACCUCCCCUUCAAGAAGGGUGAGAUUCUAAUCAUCUUGGAGAAGCCAGAGGAGCAAUGGUGGAGUGCCAAGAGCAAAGAAGGCCGUGUCGGCAUGAUCCCCGUGCCCUAUGUCGAGAAACUGGUACGACCUUCGCCCCACCCGGGCCAGCCCACCCUCGGAUCCCGCAACUCCAACAGCUACGGCAUCCCUGAGCCUUCGCACGCCCUCAUCCAUGCCUAUGCCCAGCCGCAGACCCCUUCGCCGCUUCCUCCUGGCACUCCCGGAGCCGUCAUCACUCCGCUGCCGUCGUUGCAGAACGGACCCGUCAUUGCAAAGGCCAUCCAGAAACGAGUGCCCUGCGCCUAUGACAAAACAGCUCUUGCGUUGGAGGUGGGCGACAUAGUCAAGGUGACGCGCAUGAACAUCAGUGGUCAGUGGGAGGGUGAGGUGAACGGGCGCAGGGGUCUCUUCCCAUUCACCCACGUGAAAAUUGUAGACCCCCAGAACCCAGACGAGAGUGACUGAAUGACCCGAGCCAAGUGACUGGAACCUUCUUGCCUGGACCGAGCUGUACGUGAGUCUUUUGGGUGCCCCCUCCCAAUCCCAACCUUCCUCUCUUUCUCUCUCUCCCCCUCCCAAAGUGUCACUUUGUGCUUUUCCUGCUGAGAGGCGGUACCCUGACAAGGCCCACCCCCUUUCUUCCUAUGUUUUGCCGCUGCUGCCAGAGGCUUUGACUGUUUACAUCCUCGGAUCGAACUAAAAACCUGACUCCCCUGACAAAACAGUGUUCUUACACCGGGUUCCAUUACAUUUCUACAUUUGUGUUCACAGUGUAUAUUUACCACACAGCUUGACAAUUUUCGGGUGUGUAUGUUGCGUUUGUGAGUGAUUAUUUGUACAAAGUGGGCUAACAAUGGACUCAGGCUACGAGGAGCUAACAAGAAGCUAGUCUAAUAUUCUAAGCACACGCUAUGUGAUUUUUGUGUCAUGGACAAACCUUUUUUGUUGUUGUUAAAUUUGUGCCACCUGAUCAACAAUUUAGCCAUGGACUAGCCAGGGAUUUAUGUAGGAGGGGGUGUCUUUGCAUGGCUUGGAGCACAACAACGCUGUACCUAAAGAUUAGCUUGUUUGCAAUGCAAGCGACACCCGAGCACUACAGCACUUCCCACUAUAGCACAUCCCAUGGAUACCCACUCUGCAGGUGACAAACACCCCCCAAAAAUCUGUCAGCCAAUUACAUUUCAAUAAAUGCCUUUAAAAAAAAAUAAAAUAAAAAGAGAGUGGGAUAAAUGCAUUUUUCCGCAUUCAUUCUCCUCUCAAUGUUUUUAAUGUACUCGUCUAUUUAGGAUUUUUAACUAGCUUUAUUUAAAUGCGCUCUUUAUGCAAAUGGCCUCAUGUCAGUGAUGGGAAUGUUGCCAUCAUUUCUUUUUUAAACAUAGGAUUGUCCACCCCUUAUCUGCUGUAAAAAAAAAUCCAUAUAUAACUAAAAAAAAAAAACCUGCCUCUUCCUCACCUCAAAGCUUUGGGUUGAAAUGGUUUUUACUUGCUCCUUUUUUCUUUGCUGGGAUGUGUUCCUUCAACAAAAGGGAAACAGGCCUGCUGGUUGCCUGUGUGCAAGGAGACGCUUGUGGCCAAAUGCUGCUUUAUGUCAUGUAUUUCCUCAUGGUUCUCAUUUCAUAGCCUCCUGGUCUGUGACCAGCGUGGCGUCAUGAGACUUGAUCAGACCCUACUACUUAAGCAAUACACACCCUGACUGUCAAUUAGCCCUCCUUGAGGGGAACUUCUCGUGCUUCUGAGUUGUUUAGUAAUGGCAUUAACAGUAUUACUGUGUUCCCAACUUCUAGGAAAGCCUGUCUUGGACUUCAGAAUUAAAAGAAUUGUGCCUUUUUAUUUUCUUAUACCAUUGACACGUGUUAAUAUUUCCCAUGGUUAACACUUGUGCUGGUAUUGACCCUUUAUGUACAGAACAAGUAAAUAAAAUUUACAUCUACUACUUUAAA